This is a messenger RNA of Cajanus cajan (pigeon pea), 933 nucleotides long. Its product is annotated as glyoxylase I 4. The record is from RefSeq and is a predicted model, not a curated record. NCBI's taxonomy places the organism in Eukaryota, Viridiplantae, Streptophyta, Magnoliopsida, Fabales, Fabaceae.
GGCUUAGCCAAUGGCAUUCAGUGCAAAAGUUGACACAAGAGAAAGUGUAGGUGCUUGAUUGAGAAUAUGAAGAUGGAGAUUGAGGAAGUUGGUGGAGCACAAGCACUUCCCCUGCUUUCACUCAAUCACGUGUCCCUUUUGUGCAGAUCAGUGUGGGAGUCUAUGAGGUUUUAUGAGGAUGUCUUGGGCUUUGUUCCUAUCAAACGCCCUUCUUCUUUCAAUUUCACUGGAGCAUGGUUUUACAAUUAUGGUGUUGGAAUACACUUGAUCGAGAAUCCACACAUCGAUGAAUUUGAUACCUGCGUCAAUGAAUCGAGGCCUAUUAAUCCCAAGGACAACCAUAUCUCAUUCCAGUGCACUGAUGUUGAGCUUGUUAAGAAAAGGCUAGAAGAGAGGGGAAUGAGGUAUGUGACAGCUGUGGUAGAGGAAGGAGGGAUCAAGGUGGACCAGGUGUUCUUCCAUGACCCUGAUGGCUACAUGAUUGAGCUCUGCAACUGUGACAAUAUCCCCAUCAUUCCUAUUUCUUCUUGCUCUUUCAAGCCUCGUGGCCAGAGCUUCAAGAAAACUGCUCCUUACAAGUGUGGAUUCAUGGAGAAUGUCAUGAUGGAAAGUUUGAGCACCGACAUGAUCAAUUUCUCCUUUUAAUAUUAAGCUGCCCCUAUAGUUUUUAAACAAAACUAAGCGGAGAACAAUAACUUCACUUCCUUGUCUUUAUUUCUUCUUUCUUUCUUUUUUGUUUAUAAGAUGAAAAAUGAUAGGUUGGGGGAUAAGAAGGUAAGGUUGUUAUUAAUUUAUGUAAAAACCGAUACUAAAGUAUCUAUGUGGUCUAGAAGUCUUGGUUUGUAAGGGAAUGGUGGACCAAGGUAAUUCUGUAUUGUUAUUGUAUUAUGUUUUGUUUGGAAUAAUAAAAAAAUUGUGAGUUGCUAAGUUGUA